Messenger RNA from Eremothecium sinecaudum, 756 nucleotides. It is a transcript of the gene COX11, whose product is annotated as Cox11p. Gene Ontology annotation, cellular component: mitochondrial inner membrane. Gene Ontology annotation, molecular function: copper ion binding. The transcript has a single exon. Bases 1 to 756 code for a protein of 251 amino acids. Lineage: Eukaryota; Fungi; Ascomycota; Saccharomycetes; Saccharomycetales; Saccharomycetaceae. The record is from RefSeq and is a predicted model, not a curated record.
AUGUUCUGCUUUCGUGGGAUCUUAAAUAGACAUGUUAUUCAAAGCACGCAACGGAUGCGUUUACACACUACCGUAUUCCGCAGUGCAAAGCUCGACAUGUCGAAGCUUACUAAAUCAGAGAUUAAACAACUUAGGGACAUGAGAGUGGCCAAAGAACGUGGAUUCAAGGAUAGAACUGCGGCUUAUUACUUUGCUAGUGUCGCAGUUUUAUUUCUAGGUCUUUCAUAUGCCGCUGUGCCCGUUUAUCGUGCCCUUUGUGCUCGUACAGGUUUUGGAGGUAUCCCGAUAACGGACAAGCGUAAGUUCACGGACGACAAAUUGGUCCCUGUGGACAUGGAUAAGCGUAUUAAGGUCUCAUUCACAAGUGAAGUUUCUCAAAUCCUUCCCUGGAAGUUCACUCCCCAGCAACGGGAGGUUCACGUCCUCCCUGGAGAAACCGCUCUCGCCUUUUACAAAGCGAAGAACACCAGCGACAAAGACAUCAUCGGUAUGGCUACCUACAGCAUUACUCCAGGUGAAGCUGCUCAGUAUUUCAACAAAAUACAAUGCUUCUGCUUUGAAGAGCAAAAGCUAGCAGCCGGAGAGGAAGUCGAUAUGCCAGUUUUCUUCUUCGUUGACCCUGAUUUUGCUACCGACCCGUCCAUGAGGAAUAUCGAUGAUAUUGUGUUGCACUAUGCUUUCUUCAAAGCGCAUUAUUCCAACGAAGCAACGAUCGAAGAUGGCAACCAUACUCUCGAGGUUGCACCAGCAUCCUAA